AUGGCUGCCGCCAGUGGAGCUGAAUUUCAAGAGGGCCCGGUUCACUUGGGGGAUCGACGAUUUUCGGACGAUGCGACCGACCUGGCAGCCUCAAUGGGUUCAUCUGCUGGAUUGCGGGCGACAGCGACCGCCCCUCCGGGUGGUAUUCGGUCAAGGCUGGGUAUCGCAAGGAGAACGCUGGGAUUGGGCCUACUCAUGGUCACAGUGUGUCUCUGGACGGCUUCCAAUUUCCUGGCCAGUACGAUAUUUUCAGAUGGAACCUACGAUAAACCAUUCUUCGUUGUUUACGCCAACUCCUCUCUCUUCGCCCUCUCGAUGCUUCCAAGAUUUACGAAAUAUUUAAUACGGAACGGGUUCCGGGGCUUACAACAUGACCUAGGCCAAAUGUGGCAUGAACAACGACAUGGGAAAUCGGCGAGUAAGACCGUCGAGGACGUGACCGCAGACGAGACGGUCGGCGAGCGGUUGUUGGUGGAAGAGGAUGACGAGCUUGGCAGAUCGGUGGAGCUAUCGGGGGUGAUACCACAGGAGAAGCUGGACGUGCGCGAAACCGCCAUGCUCAGCCUCGAGUUCUCCAUGCUAUGGUUCCUCGCCAACUACUUUGCAUCUGCGUGCCUGCAGCACACGAGCGUGGCGAGCGCGACGAUCCUGUCGUCGACGAGCAGCGUGUGGACGCUCAUCUUCUGUGCCGUGUUCGUGGUGGAGCGGUUCACCCUCCGGAAACUCAUUGGCGUGCUCGCAUCUCUCGCGGGCAUCGCGCUGGUCUCCACGGUAGACCUCUCGGGCGGAAGCGAUCAGGAUCGGGGGUCGUUCCCGCACAAGUCGACCACCGAGAUUGCUGUUGGAGAUUUCAUGGCGCUGAUCGGCGCUGUCAUCUAUGGCUUGUAUGUGACCGUGAUGAAGAGACGUGUGGGGAACGAAGAUAGGGUCGACAUGAGGUUGUUCUUUGGGCUCGUGGGCGUCUGGACGCUCCUCCUCUUCUGGCCCUUGUUCUUUGUUCUGCAUUGGACCAAUAUCGAACCCUUUGCACUUCCCCCGUCAGCCAGAGUUUGGGGAAUUAUUUUUGGCAAUUCCCUUGCCUCCUUUAUUAGCGAUAUUUCGUGGGCGUUCGCCAUGCUGAUGACGACUCCAUUGGUCGUCACGGUUGGUAUUUCUUUAACGAUUCCGCUCUCGCUUAUUGGCGAGAUGAUACAGUACGGGCAAUAUGCGUCGUUUCUAUACUGGAUUGGAGCAGCGAUUGUGCUCUUGUCUUUUGUGUUUGUGAGCCAUGAGAGUAAAGACGAGCCAGAGAAGGGAACCGCUAUUGAGAUUGGGCCAACGCGAGACGUUGCCCAGGAAGAAGCGUGA
This is a messenger RNA of Clonostachys rhizophaga, 1347 nucleotides long. Lineage: Eukaryota; Fungi; Ascomycota; Sordariomycetes; Hypocreales; Bionectriaceae. The record is from the annotation of a GenBank genome assembly.